GUCGCGCCCGCACCACUGUAUCGACUAAUCCACUUUGUUUGAGCUUCUAAAGUCUGAGUGUGAGAAGGCGACGGAGCGACGGACGGCCAUGGGUCGGAUCGCGAUACAAUCUUUCGACUUGGGGGGAUAUGAUGUAUGAGCUGAGUCAACUCACUACCCAUAUCGAAGGGAACCACGAGGGUACGUGCCGCUCCGUUGGAGGCCGCAUCGGUCAGGCGAUCGACAUGUAGUGCCGCGAGAGAGCUCGACAUCGCACCCAUUCGGUGAUUCCCUUCGAAAACUCAGACCACCUGUGGUGGUUUAUAGGCUCCCGUGCAGUCCCAUACUAACACUCAUCUUCCUCCUCGCAUACUAUCAUCAAGCCACGAUGCCAGCAGUCGCCGCAGGCAGAGUACUUGUCACCGGUGUCAAUGGCUACAUCGGUCUAUGGGUCGCUCGGGUACUACUCGAGCGGGGCUACACUGUUCGCGGGACUGUGCGCUCUGAGGCGAAGGCGAAGCAUAUCCGCCAGCUUUUCAAACCUUUCGGCGAGAAGUUCGAGAUGGUGAUUGUGCCCGAUAUCACCAAGGUCGGGGCAUUCGACGAGGCCGUCAAGGACAUGGAUGCCGUCGAGCACACUGCCUCGCCGUACCACUUCAAGGCGGGCGACCCCGACGAGCUAAUUGUACCCGCGCUGCACGGCACCACGCGAGUACUCGAGUCCAUUCUGGCGCAUGGGAGCUCCGUCAAGCGUGUCGUGGUCACCUCGAGUGUCGCGGCCGUGCUGCAGGUGCAGUCUACGCCGCGUGUGUUCACGGAGGAGGACUGGAAUGAUGCGUCCGUCGUGGAGGUGCGCGAGAAGGGUGCGGGCGCGAGCCAGGCAGGCAAGUACCGCGCGAGCAAGACACUCGCGGAACGGGCGGCCUGGGACUUCGUCGAGAAGAACAGGGGGAGCAUUGGCUGGGACCUGGUCGUGCUCAACCCACCGAUGGUGUUUGGCCCGGCGAUACAUGAGGUGGGCGCGCCGGAGGCGCUGAACGAGAGUAUGCACAAUUGGUUCCACAGUGUGUUCCGGGGAUCGCAAGACCCGAAACAGCUCGGGACGUUGGGCAUGGCUUGGGUCGAUGUUCGCGACCUCGCGGAUGCCCACGCCCUCGCUAUCGAGCAAGAAGAAGCCGGUGGCAACCGAAUUAUCAUCGCAUCUGGUCCUUACAAGUGGCAAGACUGGAUCAAUGCCGCGCGCACGGUGGAUGCCUCCGCGCCACCUGGCGAUCAGUCCUACGAUCCCGCGAAGGCCGUGCACAUGUUGAUGUUUGACGCCUCGAAGAGUGUCAAGUUGCUUGGGCUCAAGUACCGUAGCAUCCAGGAGACCACCUCCGACAUCGUCGGGGACUUCAAGGCGAGGGGAUGGCUUUAAACUGUGCGUACAUUAUAGGCUUGUUUGCCAGUUCGAAUUCGCAGUGUGCGUGAAUGCGUUGUAGCAUUAUCAUCCCCAUACUGGAGGAUGAAAUCAUGGAAAAGCUGCCAUUGGAUAUUGACGAACUAUGUCUGAUUGUGUGCAUAACGAGUCGGAGUUCAAGUUGUAGAUGGACCGGGGUGUCGCGGCUCACCACGAUGCAAUCGAAUGGUCUCGCCACGAUGGAC
Messenger RNA from Rhodofomes roseus, 1623 nucleotides. Its product is annotated as NAD(P)-binding protein. The record is from RefSeq and is a predicted model, not a curated record. The transcript has 5 exons. Lineage: Eukaryota; Fungi; Basidiomycota; Agaricomycetes; Polyporales; Fomitopsidaceae. Gene Ontology annotation, molecular function: oxidoreductase activity, acting on the CH-OH group of donors, NAD or NADP as acceptor. The coding region runs from base 368 to 1396 and encodes 342 amino acids.